Molecule: messenger RNA, 698 nt
Organism: Adelges cooleyi (spruce gall adelgid)
Lineage: Eukaryota; Metazoa; Arthropoda; Insecta; Hemiptera; Adelgidae
Product: cytochrome c oxidase subunit 5B, mitochondrial-like
Exons: 3
Coding region: 130-510 (126 amino acids)
Biological process (GO): mitochondrial electron transport, cytochrome c to oxygen
Cellular component (GO): mitochondrial envelope
Source: RefSeq, a predicted model, not a curated record
AGCGAGAAAUUUUUUUAGCUAGUUGCACGGUUAAGCCGGAUUCAGGCGUAAAAAAGUCCUGUCCACUUUACCACUUUGGACGUAGCUUUAAGUUAAUUCAUUGUAAAUUUACCAUUAACAUAAAUAGAAAUGAAUUCCAGACUAAUGGUUUUGGGCUCAAAGUUCGUAUUCAGACGUCCUCUUAGGAUGUUCUCGACUUCGGUAGCGAGGUUUAGCAAGGAAGAAGGUUUUCCUGAUCCUUUGGAUUUAGCUACUGGUCUGGAAAAGAAAGAAAUGCUUGCACGUUUAGCAGGAAAUGACGACCCUUAUAACCUAAAAGCUAUCAAAAGAGGUGUUAGUACCAAAGAACAGCCCACAGAAAUCCCAUCUGCCUUUGAAGCAAGAAUUGUUGGCUGUGUAUGUGAAGAAGAUGCGUCUCAUAUCAAAUGGAUGUGGUUAUAUUCUGGCGAACCAAAACGUUGUAUGUGCGGUCAUUGGUACAAGCUUGUUUACAAAGAACCACUUUUGUAGAAAAUUUUACCAAUGUUGUCGUCCUUACGCAAAAUUCAAUGUUUUAGUCUUGCUCCAAAUGAUGUAAUUUUGUUUGUAUUAUUUUGUCAUUGAAAAGAAUAUCAUUUGGCGACAGUAACAAUAAAUUAUUAUUAUUAUUGUCUGUUAAAAACAGCUUUUCGUAAAAAAUAAAAGUUUAAAAAAAUGGA